AUGGGGCUUGUUGUCGAGUAUGGAAAUUACCUUGUCGUUGCCGCUGCCCUAGCCAUCCUCAUUCGUGCCGUUUCCAGGCCGGGGAAGGCCAUCACAAGGAACGGAGAGCCUUUGAGGAACCCCCCAAACACUCUCCCUUUAGUCGGCAAUGGCAUCAAGUUUUUGCAGUCCCGCUGGGACCUACUCAGCUGGUUCGAGCAGUGCCAGCGCGAGUUUGGCUAUGAGACGGCCGCUUUGAGCGUGCCAACACUACCCCCGGGAGUGCUCAUCCAUGACCCGAAGAAUCUCGAGUUCGUCUUUAAAAAUGAGGGGCUGUUCACAAAAGGUGACUUUGUGAAGAGGCGGUCGUGGGAUCUGUUUGGUAACGGUAUCAUCAACGCCGAUGGUGAUUUUUGGAAGUUACAGCGGAAGGCCGGCGUGGCUUUCCUCAACACGGCCAACCUGAGGGUGCUCACCGACGUGGCACUUCCUCAGUACCUUGCUGAGAGCGCCGAAUACCUAAACUCCAAGGCCGACAAGGACACUGUUGAUCUACAGCAUAUGGAGAUGCACGCUAACGACGAGUUCUCCCUGUCCUUUGACUACGCCUCAGGCAUCACAGCCGAACGCUUCCAAAACCCCCUAUGGCGCGUUACCGAACUCUUCACCGGUUCCAGAUUCCGCCGGUCCGUAGCCGUCAUCAAAAGCUUUGGUCGCCGCAUCGUUACCAGCGCCGUAAAGGACCGGAACGACCAAAAAUCUAACUCCGAGGCCGCCAGCGAUCCAAACGACGAUAGCAAGCUCGACGAAAUCUCCGGCUCCCUAAUCCAAUCCCUCCUCGAAGCGCUUGGCGACGAAACAACCGUCGCCGACGCCGCCCUCACCUACCUCUCCGCCGGCCGCGACACAACCGGCCAAGCCCUAACCUGGACCUUCUACCUCCUCCUCCAACACCCCACCGCCAUCACCAAAAUCCGCGCCGAAGUUAUCCCCCGCCGUGUUUUGGGGUUUGCCCUGGAGAAGGGGGUGGGACGGGCCGAUGGAGGGGAGGCGGAGCCAGACGAGCUUGACUCUGCCUAUGGAGGGGGGGUUGCCUGUGAAGGUGAGGGUGAGGAAGAGGGCGGGACGGGACGAAUAGGGAUGGGGGUGGUUGGGUGUGGGUGGCCCCAGCUUUCGGAAUCCGUCGAGUUCGUGUCGUGUAUGUAUCAGGCUCUCAACCUGACCAGGAUAGGACGACUGGGGCGGAAACCCGGAAGCCAUGUGCCGUUUGAGAGUAGGGGUUUCGUCAUCUUCCUUUCUCAGCUUGACGGAUAA
Molecule: messenger RNA, 1293 nt
Organism: Chaetomium globosum CBS 148.51
Lineage: Eukaryota; Fungi; Ascomycota; Sordariomycetes; Sordariales; Chaetomiaceae
Exons: 8
Coding region: 1-1293 (430 amino acids)
Molecular function (GO): oxidoreductase activity, acting on paired donors, with incorporation or reduction of molecular oxygen; iron ion binding; heme binding
Source: RefSeq, a predicted model, not a curated record